Molecule: messenger RNA, 1875 nt
Organism: Arvicanthis niloticus (Nile rat)
Lineage: Eukaryota; Metazoa; Chordata; Mammalia; Rodentia; Muridae
Source: RefSeq, a predicted model, not a curated record
AUGACCUCAUUACAUCAGGUGUUAUAUUUUACCUUUUUUGCUUCAGUUUCUAGUGAAUGUGUCAGUAAGGUCUUCAAAGACAUCAGCUUUCAAGGAGGUGACCUAAGUACUGUUUUCACACCGAGUGCCACAUACUGCCAGCUGGUCUGCACGCACCACCCACGGUGCUUGCUCUUCACGUUCAUGGCCGAGUCAUCUUCUGAUGAUCCUACCAAAUGGUUUGCCUGCAUCCUGAAGGAAAGUUUCACAGAAACACUGCCAAUGGUAAACAUGACAGGAGCCGUUUCUGGAUAUUCCUUCAAACAAUGCUCUCAGCAAUUAAGUGCUUGCAGCAAAGAUGUGUAUGUGAACCUAGACAUGAAGGGCAUGAACUAUAACAGUUCUAUUGUGAAGAACGCUCGAGAAUGCCAGGAGAGAUGCACGAACGAUAUCCAUUGCCAGUUCUUCACGUAUGCAACAGGGCAUUUUCCCAGUGUGGACCAUCGUAAAAUUUGUCUUUUGAAGUACACCCAAACGGGGACGCCAACCACAAUAACAAAGCUCAAUAAUGUGGUAUCUGGAUUUUCACUGAAGUCCUGUGGACUUUCAAACUUGGCUUGUAUUAGGGACAUUUUCCAGAACACAGUGCUUGCCGACCUUAACAUUGACAGCGUGUUGGCCCCAGAUGCUUUUGUCUGUCGUCGCAUUUGCACGCAUCACCCGACUUGUUUGUUUUUCACAUUCUUUUCCCACGCAUGGCCAAAAGAAUCUCAGAGACAUCUUUGUCUCCUUAAAACAUCUGAAAGUGGAUUGCCAAGCACACGCAUCACAAAGAGCAACGCCCUUUCUGGGUUCAGUCUCCAGCACUGCAGGCACAGUGUCCCAGUAUUCUGCCAUCCAUCCUUUUACAACGACACUGAUUUCUUGGGAGAAGAACUGGACAUCAUCGAUGUGAAAGGCCAAGAAACCUGCCAGAAAAUGUGCACCAAUGCUGCCCGCUGCCAGUUUUUUACCUAUUAUCCAUCUCGAGGAUCUUGCAAUGAGAGGAACCAUAGGGGCAGAUGCUACUUAAAGCUUUCUUCAAAUGGAUCUCCAACUAGAAUACUUCAUGGAAUGGGAGGCAUCUCUGGAUACACACUGAGGCUAUGCAAAAUGGAUAAUGUGUGCACAACCAAAAUCAAGCCCAGGGUGGUCGGAGGAACUGCGUCUGUUCACGGUGAAUGGCCAUGGCAAGUGGCCCUGCACACCAGCCAGGGCCACCUGUGUGGAGGCUCCAUCAUUGGAGACCAGUGGAUACUGACAGCGGCUCAUUGUUUCUCUGGGAUAGAGACACCUAAAAAUCUGCGUGUCUAUGGUGGCAUUGUGAAUCAGUCAGAAAUAAAUGAAGAUACUGCUUUCUUCAGGGUUCAAGAAAUAAUAAUUCAUAAUCAAUAUACAACGGCAGAAAGUGGGUAUGAUAUCGCCCUGUUAAAACUGGAAUCAUCAAUGAAUUACACAGAUUUUCAGCGGCCAAUAUGCCUGCCUUCCAAAGGAGAUAGAAACGUGGUUCACACAGACUGCUGGGUGACUGGAUGGGGGUACACAGGAUCAAGAGACAAAGUACAAAACACUCUCCAGAAAGCCAAGGUACCACUGGUGUGGAAUGAAGAAUGUCAGACGAGAUACAGAAGACAUAAAAUAACCAACAAGAUGAUCUGUGCAGGCUACAAAGAAGGAGGGAAGGAUACAUGCAAGGGAGAUUCUGGAGGACCCCUGGCCUGCAAACACAAUGGGGUCUGGCACUUGGUGGGCAUCACAAGCUGGGGUGAAGGCUGUGGUCUGAAGGAGAGGCCGGGGGUCUACACCAACGUGGCCAAGUAUGUGGACUGGAUUUUAGAGAAAACUCAAGUGGUAUGA